This is a messenger RNA of Fusarium venenatum, 1653 nucleotides long. Its product is annotated as Thiolase, N-terminal domain-containing protein. Lineage: Eukaryota; Fungi; Ascomycota; Sordariomycetes; Hypocreales; Nectriaceae. The record is from RefSeq and is a predicted model, not a curated record. Gene Ontology annotation, cellular component: peroxisome. Gene Ontology annotation, molecular function: acetyl-CoA C-acyltransferase activity. Gene Ontology annotation, biological process: fatty acid beta-oxidation; phenylacetate catabolic process.
AUGGGUUCUCCUGUUGAAUCUUCACUGCCUACGCAGCAGCCGCUGGAAGGCGAUACAAUCUUUGUCAAGCAUAAUCCUGCGACACCUCAAGAGAUUGGCCCGCAAGACCCGAUGCAGGAAACAUUACCCUCGACCGAGAUACCAAACUCGCCCAUCGACCCAAACGAAUCUUUCACUACGCAAGUCAACGAGGAACGACCACACGCCACCGUCAUUCCUUCGUCUUUGACACCGCCUCCUUCGACACAAGUUACAAUCAGCCACAAUGCCAGCCAACCUGGCCCGUCCAAACGAAAGUUCUCUGCAUCUCAGCAGUCGACACUCUGCUCUCCACCAGCUACCAUUCAAAACAUCAUACGCGAUCGCUCCAGCACGUCAGAUUUUCUCCCUCCCGCUCCUCAACAAGUCCUCGAGGCAUCCGCAGACGAACUCCGCGUCAUGGUUCAAAAUGCUAUUGCGGAGCAGCAGAAGCUGAAAACCGAGGCUGCCCACUUUAAGCUGCAGUACAACCUCAUGGCUCUUCAGGCCGACGACGAUGCCAAGCGUGCCGCUGUGGAACACGAGAUGAUGCGUCGUGAGGUGGAAGCGCUUCGUAAUGCGGAGCACACACGACAAGCUAGAAAAGACCUAGAUUCGGCGUCCGAGACAGUGCAGGGGAAAUAUCUGCAAAUGAAAGCUUGGUACGACAGCAUGGUACAAGACCAGGAAGUCCUUCAGCGUCGGUUAAAGACUGCCAAAAAGGUCAUCAAGCAGAGAGAGGAUGAAUACAACACCCUUGCUGAAGAGCGGGAUAUGUUGUUGAACAGAAUACGAGAAAACAGAGAGCAUAUGCAGAUGCUCUGCAGCCCUGGAGGUAUAUUUCACGCCCUAGCACCCAAACAGAGAGGCGUUGUUGUCCCGAGCUCACACGGACAGCGUGGCUUUCAGCAGCAAGCUUCCAGAACACAAGUACACAGUAGACAAGAGCAUGGCCUCUCGGCUUUGUUACAGGCUAUGAGCCAGGAUAACAACAGCGCGCCUUCAACGCCGAUGCAUAUUCACCGCCCUCCACAACGACACGUCGGAAAGCAUAGUCGGAAUGCCCAAUCAAUGUCGUCUUUGCCUACAACGCCUAUGAGUCGACCCGCAGGACCACAUGUUGGACUUUUACCGUCGGUUGAUCUUGUACCUCAAACGGAGCCUCAACGAUAUACACAGCGACAAUUCAUUCCUACAACACCCAAAUCGGAACGCCAGCGACGUAGGAGUCGGGAGAGUACUAUUUCGGUAGACGACAAUGAAGAGCUCGCUAGACAGGCGCUCGAGUCGGUAGCUGCAGCUCAAUCGUCCACGACACAGCCGUCACAUUCGCAAUCACGAGACCGCAGUCAGGAUAUCUACGACAGCCAAGCUAGUCAAGCAGCUACAGAACUAUUACGACGAGAUUCACGACAAAGCUUUGAAGUAGCAGACUCGCGCAAGAUUCCAGGUGCAGUAGAAAAGUCUGUUCGUAUGCAGAAGUUGCUAUCUCAUCACGCCAAUGGAGAUGGGGAUAAGCGCAAGUUUUACAACUCAAGCGAAGAAGCACGACGUGACCAUGAGAGUCCAGCCAAAAAGUCUAGAGUUGAGCCGUUGACGGAUAAGUUUGGGUUGGGGAUUCAGUACAGGGAGUAG